GGGAGGGACUGCAGUAAAACAAACACGUGAUCGUUAUUUACAGUGUUAUUAUCUGCUGUAACUGAGAUUAAGGGAAUGUGUGAUGGACUGUGAGCCGCUCCGAAAGCGCCAGAAGCUGCAGGAGUCUCUUCACGAAGGAAGGACCGAAGAUGCGGAGAAAACACAGAAAGCAGCUCCUGAAGCUUCAUCUGAACUCCGGAGGAAGCGACAGACCAAAAGCAGCCGGACUCUGGAGGACUGGCUGCUAAAGAAGCCCAGCGUGACCCAGAGCUGCUCUCAUCCCGAACCCGAGCAGAACCCACAGAACCGGGAGACCGCGGAUCUGAUCCCCGCUCCUCCGCGAACCGCAGCCGCGUCUGACGGAGAGCAAAGCCCGUUAACCUCCGCGAACGAACCCAGACGCGCCGCUCCAGAACCUGCCGCGAACACAGCGACGCGCAGAAUCACGCACUUCUUCACGACAGCGCCGCGCGGAGGAAGGGCAGACGCUGCAGCAGGGGCUGAUGGGAAGGCGUUCGUACCUAGUAUUUCUCUGAGUGACCUGAGGAGGGCGCCGGCGUGCAGCGGCCCGUUACCGGCCCUGAAGGCCACCGACAGCCACACGGUUCUGAUCCGGACUGAUCUGUUGCAGCCCGGAGAAGCUUCAGAGCCACAUCCUUCUCCAGAUCAGCUGCAGGACUGCUGGGACGACACACACGUCAAACUACCCUGCUCCAAGCAGAACCUGUUCCCCGCGGACCGCACGACUCUCCAGAGCCGAUGGGAUUUGAUCAAUAAAGCGCUGAGUGUCCCGUUCAGUUCUUCUCAUGAUGUGAAGGAUGCCAUAUUGACAUAUAAUACGGGCCAAGCGAAGGGAUGGAACUUCACAGCACUGCAUUCGUUCUGUAAGGGUCUGCAGGCGUCUGAAGUGCAGCAGAUGUUUGGAGAGCUGCUUCCAGCGAUGGCACAGCUGGCACUGAGAGCGCCGCGUCUCCUCACGCAGCCGAUCCCGCUCUUGAGGACGCGGUGCUGUCGAUCCCUCACGCUGUCUCAGGAGCAGGUCUCCUGUCUGCUGGCCAACGCCUUCUUCUGCACCUUUCCUCGAAGAAACUCUCAGCGGACGGAGUACAGCAACUAUCCUGACAUCAACUUCAGCAGGUUGUUUGACGGUUCGUCCCGGGCAAAGCAGGAGAAACUCAAAACCCUCCUGUGGUACUUCAGGCGGGUCACGCAGAAGAGGCCGACCGGUCUCAUAACGUACACCAGACAGUGUCUGCAGCGUCUGCCCUCCUGGCCGAGUUCAGAAAAGCAGUUCAGCAAGCUUUACAUCAGCUGUGAGGGAUGCAUAGAGGACCAGGGCUACGGCAUGCUGCAGGUGGACUUUGCCAACCGGUUCGUUGGGGGGGGAGUGACUGGUUCUGGACUGGUUCAGGAGGAAAUCCGGUUCCUGAUAAACCCGGAGCUCAUCGCCGCUCGGCUCUUCACUGAAGCACUGGAAGAUAACGAGUGUCUGAUUGUCACAGGUGCAGAGCAGUUCAGCAGAUACUCGGGAUACUCGGACAGCUUCCGCUGGGAAGGAGACGGUGAUGACCAGACGCCGAGGGACGAGUGGCAGCGCAGGUGCACUGAGAUCGUGGCUAUAGACGCCCUGCAUUACAGACAAUUCUUGGAGCAGUUUCACCCUGAAAACAUGAGCAGAGAGCUCAACAAGGCCUUCUGCGGGUUCGUUCGUCCCGGAGUCCAGACGGAGAAUCUGUCGGCCGUCGCGACGGGGAACUGGGGCUGCGGAGCCUUCGGCGGAGACAAGCGUCUCAAAGCUCUGCUGCAGAUGAUGGCGGCUGCGGAGGCGGAGAGAGAUCUGGUGUACUUCACGUUUGGUGACGCAGAUCUGGUCAAAGACGUCCUUCACAUACACAAACUCAUCACAGACACACAUGCCACCGUGGGAUCUGUCUUCAGGCUGUUGCUGCAGUAUUAUGAGUGUGUGUGUAAGAAAACUACAAGAAGCAAACCUCAGGAAACACUUUACGGCUUCCUCUCUAAGCACCUCUGACCUCUGACCCCAGCGGCUCGGACACGCGUGGCUGUCUUCUGUUCUCAGACGUUGCUGUAUGUGCCUCAAUAAAUCUGUUUUAAAUGUC
This is a messenger RNA of Onychostoma macrolepis, 2120 nucleotides long. RefSeq names its product poly(ADP-ribose) glycohydrolase. Gene Ontology annotation, biological process: ATP generation from poly-ADP-D-ribose; carbohydrate metabolic process; nucleotide-sugar metabolic process. The transcript is spliced from 17 exons. The coding region runs from base 83 to 2032 and encodes 649 amino acids. Lineage: Eukaryota; Metazoa; Chordata; Actinopteri; Cypriniformes; Cyprinidae. Gene Ontology annotation, molecular function: poly(ADP-ribose) glycohydrolase activity. Gene Ontology annotation, cellular component: nucleus; cytoplasm. The record is from RefSeq and is a predicted model, not a curated record.